This is a messenger RNA of Musa acuminata AAA Group (dessert banana), 5242 nucleotides long. RefSeq lists its product as uncharacterized. The record is from RefSeq and is a predicted model, not a curated record. NCBI's taxonomy places the organism in Eukaryota, Viridiplantae, Streptophyta, Magnoliopsida, Zingiberales, Musaceae. Bases 559 to 4806 code for a protein of 1415 amino acids. The transcript is spliced from 11 exons.
UCCCCCACACGAAGACACACUCCCUCAACACACACGAACCCCUCUCUCAGAGACUCUUCUUCUCUCCUCUACCUAAGGAAGAAAAAGAUGUGGUGAGGGAGGAGCAAAGCGGACGGCAACUCAAACACUUCUUCCACCAGACGCGACACUGCGCUGUGAGUCGGAGCCAGAACUCUCCUACAUUGCCCCCAUUGGCGCCCACCGCUCCUCGAUCGGUUUUGAACGCCCACCGUCACCUGGAUCACAGAUCGAGCCCGGUGAUCCGCGGCGACGGCUGCAAAGUGCGUUCUUGAUGCGGCCCUAGCUUCGCUACCUCCCCUCCCCGCCGCUCGACGGCCUCGAUCGGGCGAUCGGGGCGUUUGAUGCCCUCGCAUUGCGGGAAUCCGUUGCGGGUCGGUUGAAUCUGCGUGGAUACUUGUCGGGACUGUCCUUUUAUGUUUAGGGCUUUGGUUCUGAUGUGGAUCCACAGGAGGUUGCUUUGAUCUGGGUUUGAGGAUUUUGGGUUGCGGGGGAGUGGAGUUGCCAGGGGAUGAUAAAGGAGCUGCUUUGCUUGGUCGAAUGAUGAAUUCAGACACUUCUCUUGACUGCGCCGUGUUCAAGCUCUCGCCUAGACGCUCACGGUGCGAAUUGUUUGUCUCGGGAAAUGGAAAAACUGAGAAGAUUGCUUCUGGUUUCUUGAAGCCGUUCAUCACGCAUUUGAAGGUUGCAGACGAGCAGGCUGCACGGGUAGACAAGUCGAUAAAGCUCGAGCUUGAAAAAUCUCACGAUGCUGGCUCAUGGUUCAACAAAGGAACUCUUGAAAGGUUUGUUCGGUUUGUGAGUACACCUGAGGUGCUGGAAUCAGCCAAUACCUAUUAUGCAGAGAUGUUGCAGUUAGAAGGGGCCAGGAGAAUAUAUGCACAGGGUGGAGGAGAUACACUUCCUGGUACAUCAGGUGAAGAUGGUACAAAUACUGUAGCAGCUGCAGAUAUAACAAAGAAGGAGCUUCUAAGAGCCAUUGAUUUGAGGCUUGUGACUCUCAAGCAAGACCUGGCCACAGCUUGUGCUCGGGCAUGUUCUGCUGGAUUUACCACUGACAGUGUUUCUGAACUUCUUCGUUUUGCAGAAUAUUUUGGUGCAAAACGCCUAAGUGAGGCAUGCAACAAAUUUAUUGUGCUUUGCCAGAGGCAUUCUGAGCUAAUUGGCCAGCAGCACCAACCGCAGCCUGUGUCUCUAAAUUUGAAAAGUUUUGCUGAUGGGAAUGUUUGCCCCUCCUCAAGCUCAGACACGUCGAUAGACAAGCCAGAGUUGGGGGAUGGUGGUGCUGGUAAACUACCUGAUGGUGCUGGUCUCCAGCAUCACAAUAUCAACACUAGCCAGCCAUCACAGCUGAACUCAACAGAGUUAGGCACAUCUGAGCAGGCCAAGCCCAUCCAACGGCGGAGGGCAGUGUCAGAGGAGCCUAUUUCAUGUGCUUCAUCAGCUAAUGAGCCAGCUCAGCAGGAUGGAGGAGGGAGUUUUAGGCGGCUUAGCGUGCAGGAUAGGAUCAACCUAUUUGAGAACAAGCAAAAGGAACAAUCUUCAAGUUCUCGAAAUAUCACAACUGCAGGUAUUGUUAAUAGGGUAGUAGCAGGUAAAUGGGAGCAUAGGAGGCUUCCUUCUGAUGUUUCAGAGAAGUCAGUAUUGAGAAGAUGGAGUGGUGCUAGUGACAUGAGCAUUGAUCUUAACAUCAGCAACAGUAACACUUUUAAUGACCACAAAGAAAGUAGGAAUGCUGUUGGAAAUCCUACAUCUGCCAAUUUGCCGUGUCCAUCAUUAAGUAAAUCUGAAGAGACCGAGGCCUUUGAGUUGAAGGAUACUGCAACAUCACAAUGCUGGUUGGAUCUUAAAGAAAGAAUGGUCACUUCCUCUUCUUCUUUGCAGUUCCAGUGCAAAAAUUUUCCUGGUGAUAAAGAUUGUACUGAGGGUGAAGAUAUCAAGUUUUCUAUGAGCAAGGACAGGCCAGUGCUGGAUAAGAGGCAGCACAAGCAUUACAGAAGUGCUUCUGUGAGCAGGAUGGAGUACUGUGGAUUGGGUAAUCAAGAUGCUUCUAGGACUCAAAAAACGGGCCUUUCAGAAACCAGCAACAAUGCUGAGUUGAAAGAUCAUGCAGCCUGUCACAUCCAUUUAAAAACAGAGGAUCACAUGCAAAUGAAAAAUCAAGUAGCUUUGCCGGAAAUAUCACAAGCUGUAUCAGCUGUGACCAAGCAGAAUAGCUGGAGAGAGCAAGUUCUGCAGUCCCAAACUAGAGAAAAUCCUUCUCGAUCAGAUGGUGUUGAGCUGAAGGAUCAAGCAGAGGUGGUUAACCAACUCCAGACAUUUGAGAGAAGAACAGAUGUUGAAGCGAAAGAAGUGAAAGCAAAUGGCCUAUCAGAUUCUCAGGCCCGGUUCAAAAUUUCAUCUGGUUUGUCAUUGGAGUGUGAUCUACAGAUUUCUCAAUCUCAGAAGAAAAAAAAUGCUGUAAAAAUGGAGGAAGCAGUGGCAAGAAAGGCUGUUAAACGAAAAGAAGAUGCCAGUCACCAGGAAAUAAAUUGUCCUAAACAAUCAUUUGUUCCCAAGGGAAGUGUAGACGAAAUAAUACAGGGUGAUACAGAUCACAUGCCUGCUUUUCCUUUGACAAAAACUAAGGAAAUUGAACCACCUUCUGCAUAUCAGAUGGAGCAGCUUCCGGCUGGGAUGGCAUCUAAACGAAAUCAAGAAUUAAAUGAUGAAUUACGAAUGAAGGCUAAUGAGUUGGAAAAACUUUUUGCUGCACAUAAGCUUGGAACUCUCAGUGAGCAGACAGCUUCCUCUCAAAGAAGCAGACCUGUAGAUGUCCAGGAGGAUCAUGUUCCCAUGGCUAUGGAGAAAAGACAUGCAGUGGUACUUCCUGAUCAAUUGCCUGAGAAGAAAUAUCCAAGGAAUAUUCCGAACAAUGUUGUAGAUUUUGAUGCCAAUUUCCUGCUGAAAAUGGUAGGCAAUAAGGAGCAUUGUAGCAGUAUGAACCAAAAGUUCGAUGCUGUCAGUCCAUCAGAUGAUUCUAGAGGAAAAUUUUUCUUUCAGUACAUGCAGAAACGAGAUGCAAAGCUAUUGGAAGAGUGGGAAACAGAAAGGGUUCAGAAGGAUGCAAAAAUGAAGGCAAUGCGUGACAGCCUGGAACGUAGUCAAGCUGAGAUGAAUUCCAGAUAUUCAGGAACUGCUGAUAGACAUGGUUCAAAAUACACUCAUCAUCAUGCAGGAAAGUUGAGAUCUAUUAGUAGUACAUCCAUAAAUUGCAAAAAUCAGGCUGUUGACUCUGUUCACGAAGAGGGGGAAGAUCUGGAUGAUUUGUACAAACAAGUUGGUCAUGGGCAACAUACAUCCUACAAUGAUUCAUUUGGUGACAAUUCUUCUAAAAGUACCAACUCCCUGAAGCUUUUCUCUACAAAAACUUUGUCUUCUUCUACUCCUCGGCCAUCAGUAGCUUCAGCUCCAAAGACUUCUGUAAAGUCUACCGGAACUGUGUCAGUAAAGCACAUGAUUCGAACUGAAAAUCCUCUUGCUGAAUCACUUUCCAACUUCUCUGACUUCAGAAAGGAAAAUGCAAAGCCAUCAGCGGCAAUUAACAGGGUAAAUACACGAGAGAAACCAAAAUUCCAUUCUCGAAGCAAGAGCAUUGUUGAAGAGACUAACCUUGUUAAGGAAGACAAGCCACGUAGGUCUUCGUCCAUGAGAAAAAGUGCAGCUAUUCCUGGUGAAUUGAAGAACCUUUCUCCUCUCAAUUCCGUUAGCCCUGGGUUUUCCAAGGCACAAAGGGAUGCUGCUUUUAUCAAUAAAGUCCACAAGACCGAGGAGUUUAAACAAUUGAUCAGGAAAGGGAAAGGUUCAGGUCCUGUUUUAGAGUCUAAUAUCAUUAAAUCCAAAGCCUCUGUGGUUUCUGAGUUGAAUAAGAAUGGAGAGUAUUCUGAAGGUAUAAUUCAGCAAGAGGACUCACCUGACCUGGAUAAAGAUUUGUUGGAGAGACCUUCUGCUGAACAAGACCUUGAGGCAUCUGAUUUUCCUGUUGACUCCGAUAGUGAAAAGCCACAACACAUUCAAGAAUAUGAAAAUUCUGAUGAAUUUUGGUCAGAAUAUGGUGAUGUUCAAACGUCUCUGUCCCAGGCAGAUUAUGAUACAGCUCCUGCUUCUCCUAAGUUUAGUACUUCUGCAGGGAAUACAUUAGAGUCAGCAGGAGAAAGCCCUCGAUUAUGGAAUCCACACCUACACAAUUCAUUUCCUUAUGUACAUGAGGCAUCAAAUAUUGAUGCUUUUGUAGAUUCAUCUGUAGGCAGUCCAGCAUCAUGGAAUUUACACCCUCUUAACCAAAUGAUGGAGACAGAUGCUGCUCGAACGAGGAAGAAAUGGGGAAGUGCUCCGAUGCCUAUGAUUGUUGCUAAUGCAUCCCAACAGUCACACAAGGACGUCACAAAAGGGUUUAAACGAUUACUGAAAUUUGGAAGGAAGAGUAGGGGUGCGGAGACUCUUGUCACUGAUUGGGUAUCUGCUUCAACAGCUUCUGAAGGCGAUGAUGACACAGAAGAUGGUCAUGAUUUGGCAACACGGCCAGCAGAUGACUUGAGGAAGUCGAGAAUGGGAUGCUUAUUUCCUCAUGAUGGGUUCAAUGAAGGAGAGAUAUUUCCUGAACAAGCUCAAUCAUUGUGCAGCACUAUUUCAAACCCUUCUGCAAACUUCAAAUUAAGGGAGGAUCCUUUAACUGGAAGCUCCCUGAAAGCACCACGCUCCUUCUUCUCCCUAUCUUCGUUCCGGAGCAAGGAAUCCAAGCCUCGGUGACGGUGGUUUAUCUGGAAGUGCAAAGUUAUGAUGCUCUACGGCUUAGGUACAUACUGUUACAAUUUUCCAAUAGAUACAACACGGCCGCUUUAACGCACAAUAUGCAUCCUUCCAUCUCCGUUCAUAUCUACAGGUUCUCAACUGCUGUCAUCUGUUAGUUUGUUGUAGAUUUGGUUGCCUAGAAUCAGUUAGGCUAUAAAUUGUCAGUUAGCAUGGAAUAUGUUGUAUGGCCAGAAGUUGUUGGCCCUUUUCAACUUGUGGUAUGUCUUUAUAUAUCUAAAUCUGUUGGAACAGAAACGAGCAAGAGUAUGGUAGUAAGCAAUUGAUUUGUACAAAGAGAAUCCGUGCUGUGUAUUCUUCUGUUUCUUCCUUCCUGUCAUUUGUGUUUGUCAUGAAAUUAAUUCUUCAGAUGCUGAUCUAUAUUUGUUUUCCUGCA